AUGAUGACCCCUCAGGAGAUUGAGGCUCUGCUUCAGUACAACGGAAGUGGCCGGCCUCAAGAUGAACACGGCGACGGGUCAGACUCGGAGCCGCCAGCCGGCGAUUGCGAGCCGAGGACGGCGCUCCUGCUGCCUGUUUUGAGCGCGUGUAAAGAGACGUGGGCCUCUGGGUCGGAAGCACUGGAUGCCAUGGCCCAGAAGCUGGGAGACGGCAGCAGAGAUGUGGCGUGGCGCUUGCCCCUGGGCGAGUCCGGCAUCCUCGACUUCUUCUUGACGGUGCUGGCAGAGGACAACCUGCGCCAGGGACUGCAGAUCCACGCUCUCCGCCUGGUGGGCAACUCCUGCGCCGACACGGACCAGAAUAGAGCUCGAGUCGUCGCAGCGGACCGUCUCUCAUCCGUCUCCCGCCAUCUGCAAGACGAGGCUCUUCUCUUAUUUACCGUCCCAGUUCUGUACAAUAUCUUGGUCGACUAUGAACCCGCGCAGCUGCUGGCGUCGCGGUCUCGCCUGAGCAGCCAAAUCCUCGCGCACCUGUCUCUACCCAACUUGUCCAAGCAUACCGCUGCCGUUUUAUACAUCUGCAGGAUUCUCGCCCUGCUCGUCGAGCAAGACGGCGAGUCAUCAGUGGCGGACCCGUCGACCGCCAACGCCCUUUUCGGCCUGGCAACGAGCGAGCUGUCGAAAGAGGACGUGGAGAGCUUCGCCUCGAUUGUCGAGGUGGCCGUCGCAUAUCUCGCCAACGAGGGCUUCCAGUCCCGGCUCGUUGCUGAGAACCACGUGGGACUGUUCAUAGAUGCGUUCCACCACCUUCACACGAACUGGAUGCCAAACGAGGUUGAGGACUCAGAUGUUGCAACGCGGCUGAAGCAGCUACGUUCCGCUCUCUUGACGAUGCUCGCUGAUCUGUCCGGCAACGACUCCUUCUCCCCUCACUACCCGCUAUCCUCGUCCGUGGCUCAGUCUUUUCUGGCCUGGAUCAAGGGCACGAACCUGGCAUUGCAGACAGCAGCCUGUCUCGCGUUGGGCAAUCUCUCGCGCUCGGACGAAGCCUCCGUCGAGCUCGUCGAGAAACACGCCGUCCACAUCGCUCUCACAAAUCUCCUCUCCAGCCCUGCCGUCAACGACUCCCAGCUCCUCCACCUGGCCCUGUCCUUUGGCCGAAACCUUGCGAUUCCGUCGCAGAACAAGGUCCAGCUCGGCGAUCUCCUGGCACCCGGCUGCGUUCCCCGAAUUCUCUCCCUCGACACCUUGCCGCAGGUGCAGUUCGCCGCCAUCUCGCUGACGAGGCUCCUGCUCCUCAACUGCCCGCCAAAUGUGCGCCGGGUCUGCACACCGCUGAGCGCCGAUCCAUCGAGUCCGGAUCAUGAGCGCACCAGUGUUGCCGCCAUUGUCUCUCUAUUUGACCGAUCGGAUGCUGAGCCCACAAAGCUCGAGGCGGCUCGCUCCAUCACUGCUCUCUGUCGCACCCUACACUCUCCAGCCUCCGUGGAGGAGAGCAAAGCUAGUCACGGCGAAACGGAUGGCGCUCAACGACGGAGCCUCUUCUACGAGAAACACGACCUGAGCGGGGCCCUAGCUUUCGUCGUCGCCUUGCAGAAAUGGCCAACUCUACGCUCCGAGGCCUGGUUCAUCCUCGCCCUCAUGAGCCGCUCCACGGACGGUGCGGCCGUCGUCAACGCCGUCCUUGAAGUCAAGGCGGCGAGCGACGCUCUCGUAGAGGCCGUCACCGGGCGAAAGGUGACGGAGAGAGAAGCGGGCUCCGCGAGGCAGAUCCAGGACCUUGCCGACACGACUUCAGUCGACGAUGCGACUGCGUCUCUGGCAAGCGGCUUGCAGCUGGAGCCGCAGCAGGCCGAUAGCGCGGAGCAGCAAGCCAGUAUGACCAAGGCCGACAGGGAGAAUGCGCUCAUACUGUGCGCGGGGCUCCUGAGGAAUGGGGAGGGCAGGCUGCCGCCUACGAGGCUCAGUUUGCUGCAGGGCCUGGUCAAGGAGGGCACAGAACUGGUCGUCGCAGACAGAUCACGAGGAUAG
Messenger RNA from Hirsutella rhossiliensis, 2031 nucleotides. RefSeq lists its product as uncharacterized. The record is from RefSeq and is a predicted model, not a curated record. Bases 1 to 2031 code for a protein of 676 amino acids. Gene Ontology annotation, biological process: positive regulation of GTPase activity. Gene Ontology annotation, molecular function: guanyl-nucleotide exchange factor activity. The transcript is spliced from 4 exons. Lineage: Eukaryota; Fungi; Ascomycota; Sordariomycetes; Hypocreales; Ophiocordycipitaceae. Gene Ontology annotation, cellular component: cytosol.